AAACGAUGCUACGUCACUAGGGGAGGAACUAUAUAUCCUUCGCUUCGACCACAAGAGUCAUUGCGUCUUCGAACACCUGAGGAAGCAUGAACCGUCUAAUUAUAUCUGCUUUUGCGAUUUCCGCAGUGGCCCUAGCGAUGGCUAAUCCAAUCGCUGACCCAGAACCAGGGGGUUACGGUGGAUAUUCAGGAGGACCAGUUGGAUAUGGCAAAGGCAGCGGCGGCUGGGGAGGAAGCCAAGGAGGCUGGGGUGGAAACUCAGGUGGACCUGUUGGAUUUGGCAAAGGCAGCGGCGGCUGGGGAGGUGGCCAGGGAGGAUGGGGCAGUGGCGGACAUGGAGGAUGGGGAGGCGGAGGACAAGGAGGAUGGGGAGGUGGUGGACAGGGAGGAUGGGGAGGUGGCAAGGGGAGCUGGGGAGGCGGUGGUGGACAUAGUGGCUUUGGAGGACAAGGUGGAUACGGAGGACAAGGAGGACAUGGUGGAUACGGAGGAGGUGGAUAUGGUGGAUAUGGAGGAGGUCACGGCGGAUUCGGAGGCGGUCACGGAGGAUAUGGUGGAAAAAAAUGGUAAUAAAUGAGAAUUAUUACAACAGUUCUAACUGAUUUGAGGAAAAAAAAACUUUAUUUUUUGUAAAAUCAUUGCUAUGUUCCAAUCAAUGCAAAUUGAUUAUUUUGAUGUAUAAUGUUUAUACCUUUAUCUGUGAUGUAAAAUUUUCAUUCCUAUUAAAUAUUGUAUAAUAACAUAA
Messenger RNA from Nezara viridula (southern green stink bug), 744 nucleotides. The record is from the annotation of a GenBank genome assembly. NCBI's taxonomy places the organism in Eukaryota, Metazoa, Arthropoda, Insecta, Hemiptera, Pentatomidae.